Cornus florida is the source of this 786-nucleotide messenger RNA. RefSeq lists its product as uncharacterized. The coding region runs from base 1 to 786 and encodes 261 amino acids. The record is from RefSeq and is a predicted model, not a curated record. Lineage: Eukaryota; Viridiplantae; Streptophyta; Magnoliopsida; Cornales; Cornaceae. The transcript has 2 exons.
AUGACUAAUUUUUCAGGUGUUCAGGUUUCUAAUGGUUCAUGGGCUUCUAUAUGGCGUUGUUACACCUUAUUUAAGGUGCAACAUUUCCUUUGGCGGUGCUACCAUCACGCGCUGCCUACUGCGGUCUCCUUGAUAACGAGGGGCUGUGGUGUGUCAUCGUUGUGUCCUCAUUGUGGUAGUCAGGAGGAGACUGUGAUGCAUCUUUUAUUCUUAUGCCCUCAUUCUUUACAGGCAGCUGCAGCUUCGUCUGAUUCUGCGGGGAUUCUUAGUUUGAUUUCUUUCUGUGCUUGGGGUAUUUGGAAGGCGAGGAACCACUUAGUGUUUGAAGGGGUGCUCUGGGAGCCUUACUUGGUUGUCGAGCGUGCGGUAGCAAGUUUUUGGGAAUUUCAGGAAGCCAGGUCUCACUGUUCUGCUUUUCAUCCUGUUUCAACCAGUCCUUUGGUGGGUUCUUGGAUUGCGCCUCCGAUUGCACAAGUUAAGUGUAAUUUCGAUGCUUCCUUUUGUAGGGGUUUGUCCUUGGGAGGGGGUGGGGCAAUUUUUCGUGAUUUUCGCUGCAUGGUUCUUCAGGCUAUUAUUUUCACGCAGUUUCGUGCCUCUUCGGCUCUGUCUUUAGAGUCUCUUACUCGUCAGCGUGUGGUGUUUUGGGCUUCGAAUUUGGGUUUUACUUGUGUUUGGUUUGAAUCUGAUGCUAAGGCUAUUGUUGAGGGAGUGCUGAAUGAAGCUGUGUCCCCAUCUGAAAUUGCUUCUCUCUGUUAUGAUAUUCGGCGGGAUUUGCAGUUGUUUUAG